GGAACUAUGGGGGUGUCUGAGAGCUGUGGACAUGUGGUGGUCUAACAGAAGCAUGGCUGCCUUCACACCCCACGUGACCAACCUCAGCAAAAGGGAGGGCAAGAGCUUUGGCUUCAUCCUGCGGGCGGAGCAGGGUGAAGAGGGCCACCUGAUCCGGAACGUGGAGAGCGGCGGCCCCGCCGACCUGGCUGGCUUGAGGGAUGGGGACCGGAUCCUGAGGGUGGAUGGGACCUUCGUGGACAACAUGGAGCACUCCCUGGUGGUGAAGCUGGUGAGGGACAGUGGGAUGUCUGUCACUUUGCAUGUCCUGGACCCAGCCUCCUACAAGCAGGCCAAGGCAAGCAGGGUGGACCUGUCCCAGCCUGCUCAGGCACAGCCCACCAUGAACGGGGUGGCUGGGUCACCACCCAAACCCAAACUCUGUUUUCUGGAGAAAGCCAAAAGUGGAUAUGGGUUUUCCCUCAAAUCUACACAAGGGGAGAAGGGAAUUUUCAUGGCUGAAGUGACACCCAAUGGCCUUGCGGAGAAGGCUGGAGUCAGGCCUUGUGACCGUGUCCUGGAGGUUAAUGGUGAAAAUGUAGAGGACGCCACCCAUGAGCAGAUUGUAGAGAAGGUGAAAGCCUCCGGUAGCAGCGUUAUGUUCCUGCUGAUGGAUGAGGAGACGGACAGAUACUACACAAACAAAAAGAUGAAGCUGGGGGCAGGGGUGGCUACCUUGAAGCACCUCCCACAUAGGCCACGCAUCGCAGACAUGGCGAAAGGCUCCGAUGGCUAUGGAUACUACUUGCGAUCCGACCCAAAGCUAAAGGGCCACUUCAUAAAAGACAUCGACAGUGGGAGCCCAGCAGAACGGGCAGGACUGAGGGACAUGGACCGGCUGGUGGCAGUGAAUGGGCACGCAGUGGAGCACUGCAGCCAUGAGCAGGUGGUGGACAGAAUCUGGCAAGGUGGCCAGAGCUGCUCUCUGCUGGUUGUGGACAAGGACACUGACAAAAUGUAUAAAAUGGGAGGUGUGUCUCCUCUUCUCUACUGGGAGCAAAUGAGAGGAUCUCUUCUUCACCCAACUCCCCCUCCAUCUCCCAAGCCUACAUCUAAGCCAAUCACAACUCCCCCCACCCUGGAGCCUACCCCUGCCUCCUCACCGCCUGCCCAGGGUGACUACAAACCCAAACUAUGCAAGCUGGAGAAGACCCUGAACGGAUUUGGGUUCCACCUGAAUGGCAUCCAAGGGGAGCGUGGCCAGUACAUUAAGGAGGUGGUGAAGGGCGGGGCUGCAGACAGGGCGGGGCUGGAGGAUGACGACAUUGUGGUGGAGGUGAAUGGCCUGAAUGUGGAGGGCAGCACCUAUGAGCAGGUGGUGGACAUUAUCCGGAGCAGCGGCAGCAGCCUGGUCCUGCUGGUCGCUGGAAGACAGGCCUACGAGUACUUCAAGGCCCGGCAGAUCCCAAUCACCAGCCUCCUACUGGACCCCGCCUCGCUUGAUGUGCCCUGCAUACCCAUCACGCUCGAGGGGGUGAGAGGAGAAGAGAAGGAGGAGGACAGAGAGGAGAAAGCCACCCGGACUGCCACCCCAGCCCUCCAGUCCAAAGCUCAUGAGAGGAACUCAUCUUCAUCAUCAUCAAGCCCAAGCGAAGAUGAGCAGCUCUGAAGAGGAACCUCUUAAAUAAUUAUCCAGCUUUCUUUCACCUUCCUAUUCACGCUGAUUUUAUCUCCUGUAACUUCCUGUAAGGCACAUGUGUAUUGAACGUUCUUCAGUUUGUGUCUGUCAUCAGUGAAAUCUUAUUCUGCAUUUUUCAUCCUCCCUCAAGUCAUCUAUUAUUUAGUAUAAUCUCUUCAUGCAGACCUAGGACACUAAAUCACUGUUGUCAAGACCACACACAGAAGGAAUUUUCCAUUUUAAAGCCACUGUUUGAUCCGCAGAAUGUUAAAAUGCCUGAUAAAACUUAAUGUAUUACCUUCAUGGAGCUUUUGCCAAAGCCAUAAAUAAUUUACUAUUGAAAUGGUUUAAGCUAUUGAUCACUAAGCUGACAGCUUUAAAACUGUACU
Messenger RNA from Megalops cyprinoides (Indo-Pacific tarpon), 2046 nucleotides. Its product is annotated as Na(+)/H(+) exchange regulatory cofactor NHE-RF3-like. NCBI's taxonomy places the organism in Eukaryota, Metazoa, Chordata, Actinopteri, Elopiformes, Megalopidae. Gene Ontology annotation, biological process: protein localization to plasma membrane. Gene Ontology annotation, cellular component: apical plasma membrane. The coding region runs from base 32 to 1648 and encodes 538 amino acids. Gene Ontology annotation, molecular function: protein binding; protein-membrane adaptor activity. The transcript is spliced from 8 exons. The record is from RefSeq and is a predicted model, not a curated record.